AGGAAGCGACACAGGGGUUGGAACACAUUAAGGUGUUACUGUAUGGAGAAGCCGGGGGUGAUUACGAGACAUUCGAGUCCCUCCUGGAUCCGGGUCACGUCCCGUACCGGACACCGGAAUUGGAUCCGAGGACGUCUGUAGCGGCCCUUAUGUCGUCUUCCGGUACGACGGGAUUCCCUAAGGCGGUCUGUAUUUCACACUACGCUAUUGUCGCCAACACAAUCCAGCAGAUGUGUGCUGGUUUGAACAGCGAUAAGGACACAUUUGUGACGUUUUUCCCGUUUUUCCACGCGCUUGGACUCUACAUAGUGUGUUUCGUCGGCCACUCUCUAGGCGCCCGCAUCGUGAUCAUGCCGCGCUUUGAUUUUGAAACCUUUCUUCGGCUAAUAGAGAAAUAUAAGCCAACAAAUCUGCAACUAGUUCCUCCGAUCAUGGUGCUGUUAGCGAAAAGUCCGAAGGUUUCCGAGUACGACCUAUCGUCUGUGUCCCAGAUAGCGUGCGGAGCUGCGCCACUCAGUAAGGAGAUAGAGGACUUAGUGAAAGAGAAACUAAAACUGCCGUGCAUUUUUCAAGGUUAUGGCAUGACUGAAGUAGGUGUGACCCAUUUGAACGGUCGAGGGGAGUUUCGGUACAAAUCUGUAGGCAAACUGCUUCCCCUCACAGAGAUGAAGAUUGUGGAUGUUGAGACAGGGAAGCCCGUAGGACCAGGACAGGAAGGAGAGAUCUGGAUCCGCGGACCGCAGGUAUGUGGAGGCUACCUGGGGCUUCCCGAGCAGACACGUGAACUCUUCACCAAUGACGGUUGGGUGAAAACCGGUGAUAUCGGGUAUGAGGACGAGGACGGGUACCUGUUUGUGGUGGACAGACUCAAAGAGCUCAUCAAGUACAAAGCCUUCCAGGUCGCCCCGGCAAUCCUUGAAGAUAUCCUGCUACGCCAUGACGCAAUCGCUGACGUAGCGCGUCGGGAUGCCGGAUGUGGAGGCAGGUGA
Mya arenaria is the source of this 989-nucleotide messenger RNA. RefSeq names its product probable 4-coumarate--CoA ligase 3. The transcript has 7 exons. Gene Ontology annotation, molecular function: CoA-ligase activity. The coding region runs from base 150 to 989 and encodes 279 amino acids. The record is from RefSeq and is a predicted model, not a curated record. NCBI's taxonomy places the organism in Eukaryota, Metazoa, Mollusca, Bivalvia, Myida, Myidae.